Molecule: messenger RNA, 5664 nt
Organism: Oncorhynchus masou masou (cherry salmon)
Lineage: Eukaryota; Metazoa; Chordata; Actinopteri; Salmoniformes; Salmonidae
Gene: rps6kc1
Product: ribosomal protein S6 kinase polypeptide 1
Exons: 16
Coding region: 111-3575 (1154 amino acids)
Biological process (GO): protein phosphorylation
Cellular component (GO): early endosome
Molecular function (GO): protein kinase activity; ATP binding; phosphatidylinositol binding
Source: RefSeq, a predicted model, not a curated record
GCUCAUUGUUCUAUCUCAGUGUAGUAGCGGCUAUCUGGAACGAAGCAAAGCAGCCCCGGCUUUUUAGACUGGGAAUCAGCUGGCUGGCUAAUGGCUAUGCUUCAAUCAGAAUGAUAUCGCAGCGGGAACGAGGAGAACUUGCACGUUUUUAUACUGUUACGGACCCUAAAAAGCACAAGAAAGGCUAUACAGUGUACAAAGUCACUGCAAGGAUCAUCUCCAGAAAGAACCCGGAGGACGUCCAAGAGAUCACGGUGUGGAAGAGGUACAGUGAUUUCCGGAAACUUCAUCACGACCUCUGGCAGCUCCACAGGAAUCUCUUCAGCCAAUCAGAGCUCUUCCCACCCUUCGCCAAGGCCAAAGUGUUUGGUCGUUUUGAUGAGACGGUGAUUGAGGAGAGAAGGCAGUGCUCAGAAGAUCUGCUCCAGUUCUCUGCUAACAUCCCAGCCCUCUACAGCAGCCAGCACAUCCAGGACUUCUUCAAGGGAGGGGAGGUCAGCGACGGCUCAGAGCUUAUUGGACCGGCUGAACCCUUCUUGGACUUCCUGGCUGACAGCCUAUCAGACUGCGGCUCUGAAGUUCAGAGGGAUCUUGGUGGAGCAGAUGAUUUGACCAUUACCAGUCAGUCUGAAUAUGGAGGUCCGUCCAGUGACAGUGACCUGACCUCCCUGGCCGUGGACAUAGACUCUUUGGCCGAGCUGGACGAUGGCAUGGCCUCAGGCCGUAGCUCGCCCAACCAGCCACUGGGAGGCUCCAGCACCAUCACCAGUACCCACAGCAGCCCCUCUCUGCCCCCCCUGUAUGACUACCAGCAGCACCGCCAUCAGCAGCACACCUCGAAUCCAGCCCCCAGCUCCCCAGCCCCCGAGGUCAGCCGAACCAGCAGGACAGCGCUGUUCACCUCCAGUCUGAGGAGAGGUAACGCUAACGCUAAGGAAACCAAGAGAGACUACCUGGACAGGGCUAGUGAACACAUCCGAUUGGCCGUGCAGAAGGAAGCAGAGCAGGACUACCAAUCAGCGUUCUCCUACUACAGGAGCGGGGUGGAUUUGCUUCUGCAAGGGGUGCAAGGCGAGCCCAGCCCUACGAGGCGGGAGGCUGUGAAGAGAAGGACGGCUGAGUAUCUGAUGCGUGCUGAGCAGAUAUCCAAUCAGCAUCUGAGAAACAGCAUGGGUCAAGGGUCAACACAGACCGUGGCCAUGGGGGCGCAAUGCUCUACCGCCACCUGCAGAGGGGGUCAGCAGAGUCCAGCCGAGGAGCUCAGGGCCUACAUGGUGCUGGGGGUCAUAGAUAAGGUUCUUUUGGUUAUGGACAAGAGAACACAGGAGACCUUUAUUUUGAAAGGCUUGAGAAAGAGCAGUGACUGUGGGAGACCCAAGCGGACCAUCAUGCCUCACUCUGUGCCCCACAUGGUGCGGCUGAGGAAGUUCAUUGUCUCAGAGGACACUGUGUUUCUUCUGCUACAUUACGCUGAGGGUGGGAAGCUAUGGUCUCACAUUGGGAAGUUCCUGCGUAACUCCAGCCCGGAGGACAGCUUCGACAUUCCCUUCAUUCAGAAAAGCCACACCACGGCAGUCCACUCUGUCCAACAUGCUGCUCCCAAGCUCGAUUUGGACUCUGGCAGCUCUGGGACUGGGCCUGGAUGUGUGCUCCAGAGGCAAGGGGAGUCUUCUCUUGUCCUCCCCCAGAAGAGUGCUCUGCCUCCUGGGCUGGCUGACCGCCUUAGGUCCCAGUUGGACUCUCGAGCGACCUCUGAGUUAGAGUGCACCGACAGUUAUCUGAAUCUCUGUAAUGAGUACGAGCAAGAAAAGGUAGAACCAGAAGCUCUAGGAGAGGAGGAGGAGAAGGAGGGAGAGGUGUGUGUGUCGAGAGGACAGGAAGCAUCGUCGCUGGAUUUCACCGUCACCACGACAACCACUUCCUCCAGGACUCGCUCACUGCUUAGCAACGACAGCCUCUGCUCUCCAAUCAGCGCCCAGGAACUGCGUUUCUUUACUGAGACGGCCGUGGAUCACAACAACGGGCGUUGCCAGGACAUCGGGCAGAACCACGGCGAGGUGUUCAGCCCCUUGCUCUCCCCCGCCGUUCCCCUCUCGUUGGACCAGUCCAAACGCACCCCCAUGGAGUUCUUCCGCAUCGAUAGUAAGGACAGUGCUAGCGAGGUGACGUGGUGUCCUGACUCAGCCGAGCUGAGGCCCAAACCAGACCCUUCCAAGCCGCUCCCCUUCCUGUCCACCUCUGACCUGGGCUCUGAAGUCACAGACCUGUCGGACUUAGUGGAGGAGGUGAAAGGUCAUGGAGGUGGGUCUGACCGGUGGGGUUUGGAUGGUAGUGACCAGGGCUCUAAUGAGUCGGUACCAGUCAUCUCCUUUAAAGAGGCAGUGGUGGAGGACGAGGGUCGACCCCCUGACCUCCUGGUCAACCUGCCUGGGGUCAUUGGUGGGGAGGGGUUGGUGGGGGUAACUGGGGAAGUGGAGGCCCUACAGGAGGAGCUGGUGUCCUCAGGGGUAUGUCUGGCCCAGGAGGCCAAAGCCUCCCCUAAGUUGAUCCAGCCGGACGUCCUGCAGCUCCACCAUGAGCUUGAGGAGGGGGAGGAGCUGGCUGUGUGUCGGGCCCUCCCCUCGAGGAACAAACGCACCACCUCUUCCUCUCCCUGCGCCUCCCUGUGGGACGACUGUGGCCUGGCCUUCGGACAAGAUGCCAAAAUGGCUUCCGUACUCCCGAAUAAGGACAUUCUCCCUGCCAGCGCUGUCUCUAUGGUCCCGCUCUCUUCCUCCAACACAGACAUUCCAUUCGCUGACUCACUUAGCUCACUUCCUGAAAGAUUAGAAGCCAUUUUGAACCCACAGGUACACCCUGACAGUUUGGUUCUUAACCCAGACGGGACGAUAGCUGGCUCCAACCGCGGUCAGGAUGGGACAGGGGCCAGCUCUGGGGCAGAGAGUGCACUAGGCGUUGAGUCCCAGUUCCAGGCCAGUAAGGCUGGUGUGUUUGGUGUGGAGGACAUGGUAGAGUCAGAUAAGGAUGUGUCUCGGCUGUUUGCAGAGCUUGACCAGUUGUCUGCUGUAGCGUCCCAGGCCAGGAUUCCAGAGGAGUUUGUGAGGUGCUGGGCGGUGGACAUGGUCUCUGCCUUGGACUCACUCCAUCAGGAGGGCAUCGUCUGUAAGGACCUCAACCCCAACAACAUCCUCAUCAACAGCAAAGGCCAUGUUGAGCUGACGUAUUUCUGCAGCUGGAGUGAGGUGGAGGACUCCUACGACAGGGGGGCCAUCUCCAACAUGUACAGUGCACCCGAGGUGGGCGGUAUCAGCGAGGAGACUGCAGCGUGUGAUUGGUGGAGUUUGGGAGCCAUCUUGUUUGAGCUGCUCAUAGGCAAGUCUCUGCUGCAGUGCCACCCAGCUGGUAUCAGUCGCCACACGGCCCUCAACGUCCCCGAGUUUGUAUCUGAGGAGGCCAUGUCGCUACUGGUGGAGCUUCUCCAGUUCAACCCCAUAGAGAGGCUGGGGGCGGGGGUGGCAGGAGCAGAGGACAUCAAAUCACAUCCCUUCUUUGGCCGAGUGGACUGGCCCAAAUAAGCCCAGUGCAUUGUGGGACGGUGGAGGCCAGAAAUGAAUGCUGUGGGCGGAUCGAGCUGCUGACAGGGUGGGCACAAACACACACAGACACAGAGACCCAGACGUGGCCAGUGUCAACAAGUGAACUCUUGUUGGGGAGUUGGACAUAUUGUCUACACACCUACCUUGUACGUGUUACUCUCACUGACGUUCUCUUUAUCCUCACGUUGAGCAGCUUAGACUGUUGAGACAUGAUGCAUGUGGUGCAAUAAACUAACUUGUCCUUUUAUGGAAGGGUGGUUCACAAAGUCAAUGAAACUUUUUCUUAUUUCAACAAGACAACCAACGGUGUUCUGACAUUUCACAGUCCACAUACAUUCCCCUGUAUUAAUAGGUUGCGUACUGUUUUCUCCGACCUCAAAUUGUAGAUGCCCUCCUCUUGGCCGCAGAGCCAAAAUAUUUCUGUUUCAAAGCUUAAUAUCCUGCAAUUCUACACUUUGCCUUGGGGCGGACUGAAAAUGUUACUGUUUUAAAGCUAAUAUCCUGCAGUUCUACACUUUGCUUUGGGGCGGACUGAAAAUGUUACUGUUUUGAAGCUAAUAUCCUGCAGUUCUACACUUUGCCUUGGGGCGGACUGAAAAUGUUACUGUUUUAAAGCUAAUUUCCUGCAAUUCUACACUUUUACUACAAUUCUACACAUAAUUAAACACAUUUUGCUGUGGGGUGGUGAGAACAUUUUUUACUUUUAAAGCUAGUUUCCUGCAAUUCUACACAUUUUGUCAUAGCAUAAGAACACGGCAUAAGCCAUUUGAGUGACUCAAACAUAAUAUCUAUGGGGCCCCGUGCCGUUUUUUGACUUUUAGAUUCUCCCGGACUGUCUAGUUUUUGUUUUGGUAAUUGUUAGUUCUCAAAGAUGAUAUUAUUUUAAAACUUAUAGCUCUUAGCUUUUCUACCUACUUUUAUAUCUGGUUUUAGUCGUUUCCGUUUACACUGAAAACAUUUUAUCCUGAAAGUUAUUUGAAUUUUUGCAUAUUAAAAAAAACUACAUAUUUUUGGGAGUGUUGACAGCGAUUGGCCACUGCUAAAUUAAUAUAGGGGAAACACUGGCAUUGUACUCGGGAGAUGCAUUGUAUAACAGUUGCCAUGGUUGAACAAUGGUUGAAUGAAGGGUGAAUAUUUGUUGGAUUAUGGUUGAGUAAUGUUUUUGUAGGGUUGUCUGAAUGGUAUAGUCGAAGGUGCGUGUUUUUUUUACCCAGAGAAACCCACUGUACUGUACAUCAGUGAUUUUCUGUGCAUUUGAUUAUAUAUCAUAUUUAAUAAAAAGACAACUAUUAUAGAUUCAAUAAUUGAUGUUCAUGCAUUGAUCUCGUCAUGUCCAUUGUCAUGUAGCCUAAAACUCCCCAUCUGUGUGUUGUCAAGGUAACUUGUAAUGUCAUUUAUAUUCAUCUGUCUCACACCCAAUCCUAAUUCUCAUUGGUGUCCACUUCUACUCUGACCAAUACCUACUACUUUCAAUCACUCACUACUUCUACACAAUUUUUUUUACAAUGAAUGUAGAGCUCCCAUCGGAUGACCUGACAGACUCCGCCUAUUACAAGUCCCACUGUAUGCUGCCUUCCUUGUUAAAAUGGCAGAACACUGUCAUCCCCAAUGUCACUCCUGCGCAUCACAUACUGCCUCCUGCGCAUCCCAUCGCAUACUGCCUGUAACUAACCACAGAUCUAGGAUCUAGCUUACACUAACCUAAUAUAACCAUAAACUACUCAGAGGAAAAACUGAUUAUAGACCAGUACUUGGGGACACCUUGAUGAUUUGAAAAUCACUAUUCAAACCUGAUUGAUUCCUCCAUUUUGUUCUGGCUCUCUGGUUAAUUGAUUGACUAACGACAUGGCAUGGACCUAGCAGUUAGCCGUACACUUAGUCACUAUCCAUGUCAUACAAUGACCUAUUCUCUGAGAUGCCAAACACUACCAGUGUGUGAUGUAUGUGUGCCUGCAAUAGUUGGUUUUCUAUGUUUCUUACUGUGUCUAGCUAUUCUCACUUACACAUGUUUUAUGUAUUAGUCUGUCCUCUCUGGAAUACAACUUAAUAAACACACAUCUGGAUCAUC